This is a messenger RNA of Penicillium canariense, 1875 nucleotides long. Its product is annotated as IlvD/Edd family dehydratase. The record is from RefSeq and is a predicted model, not a curated record. The transcript is spliced from 3 exons. The coding region runs from base 1 to 1875 and encodes 624 amino acids. NCBI's taxonomy places the organism in Eukaryota, Fungi, Ascomycota, Eurotiomycetes, Eurotiales, Aspergillaceae. Gene Ontology annotation, molecular function: hydro-lyase activity.
AUGAGCGAGCUGCAGGCUCUCCGAAGACGCAACCAAGAACUCGAAACUCGACUUGGCCUCACGUCAGGAACUGAUGCCCCGAAAAUCACAAAAGAGCCCGGUCGCACCCUUCGGUCGGCUGCGUGGUUUGACUGCCGCAGCGAUCCGGGCAUGACAGCCAUUUACAUGGAGCGAUAUUUCAACUUUGGCAUCACGCGAGAAGAACUGAUGUCUGGCAAGCCGAUGAUUGGGAUUGCACAGUCCGGCUCUGACAUCGCGCCGUGCAAUCGGCACCAUAUUGAACUGGCCAAGCGAGUCCGCGAGGGCAUUCGCACGGCCGGCGGUAUCGCCAUUGAAUUCCCCACUCACCCUAUUCAAGAGACAUCACGACGGCCAACCGCCAGUCUAGACCGAAAUCUGGCUUAUUUGACUCUCGUGGAAAUCUUGACUGGGUACUUCCUUGACGGUGUUGUGCUUUUGACGGGAUGUGAUAAGACAACUCCCGCGUGCUUGAUGGCUGCUGCCACAGUGAACAUCCCAGCAAUCUGUAUGAAUGUGGGCCCGAUGUUGAACGGCUAUGCCAAGGGCACUCUAGUGGGGUCUGGAUCUGUUCUCUGGAAAGGUCGAGAGAUGUAUGCCACGGGAGAAAUCGACGAGCAUGAAUUCAUGGAAUACAUCUCUCAGAGUACACCCUCCGUUGGACACUGCAAUACGAUGGGAACUGCUUCUACUAUGAAUGCCCUGGCAGAAGCCCUCGGCAUGGCACUUCCAGGAUCCGCAGCAAUCCCCGCUGCGUAUCGCCACAGAGCACAAUGUGCCUACGAGACCGGUAAACGGAUCGUGGAUAUGGUCCAUAUUGACCUGAAACCGAGCGACCUAAUGACCCGCGAAGCAUUUGAAAAUGCGAUCGUGGCAAAUGGAGCGAUUGGCGGCAGUACCAAUGCCCCCAUCCAUCUCAACGCCAUCGCCCAGCAUAUCGGCGUCGAGCUAUCUAUGGAUGAUUGGGACACGAUUGGAUCGCGUAUUCCUCUCCUAUUAAACAUGCAGCCAUCCGGUGAGUACCUUGGAGAAGAAUAUUUCCGCGCAGGAGGUCUUCCAGCUAUCAUGGCGGAGCUCUUAGACGCAGGCAAGUUGAAUGGAGAUGCGUUGACCUGCAACGGUCGCACACUUGCCGAGAAUGUUCGUGGCAAGCAUUCCUGGGACCGCGCCGUGAUUCGCCCUUAUGAUGAUCCCUUGAUGAAGGAUGCCGGCUUUAUUCAUUUGAAAGGUACAUUGUUCGAUUCUGCAAUCAUGAAGACCUGUGUGAUCUCGCCUGCCUUCCGUCAACGGUAUCUAUCAAAUCCCGAUGAUCCCGAGGCUUUUGAAGGCUCCAUUGUCGUGUUCGAUGGACCGGAGGAUUAUCAUAGUCGUAUCGAGCAGAUGCCGGAGAUCGAUGACCAAACGGUCUUGAUCAUGCGUGGUGUUGGCCCACUCGGAUACCCAGGCGCAGCGGAGGUCGUCAACAUGCACCCACCAGGCCGAUUACUGAAGCAAGGUGUUGACGCCCUAUUUUGCAUUGGUGAUGGACGACAAUCGGGCACGUCAGGGUCACCGUCUAUCCUCAACGCUAGCCCAGAGGCUGCUGCUGGAGGAAAUCUUGCCAUUCUCCGAAACGGUGACAAACUUCGCAUUGAUCUACCAAAGCGACGAGUCGAUAUUCUCAUCAGCCAUGAAGAAAUUGCACAGCGAAGGAAGGAGAUGUUGUCUCAAGAAUAUCCGUUGAUUCCCAGCGGCACACCGUGGCAGGAGAUCUUCCGCCAGGAAACCGAUCAAUUGUCUAAUGGUAUGGUGCUGAAGAAGGCUGUGAAAUAUCAACGCCUGGCGCAAACAAAUGGUCCACCGAGGCACAAUCAUUAA